This is a messenger RNA of Rhipicephalus sanguineus (brown dog tick), 852 nucleotides long. RefSeq lists its product as uncharacterized. The transcript has 4 exons. Bases 118 to 585 code for a protein of 155 amino acids. Lineage: Eukaryota; Metazoa; Arthropoda; Arachnida; Ixodida; Ixodidae. The record is from RefSeq and is a predicted model, not a curated record.
AGCAUCAGAACGAUCCGCUUGGUUUUCCUCCUUACGCUGACCCUUGAAUCCACAAAGUAUGCCUUGCCGUCGUCAGCCUGGGACCAGUCCUGCCAGCCACUUACGAACGAAGUCAAAAUGAUGGACGUCGUUGAUCUUAUAGCCAGCGUGUGGGCGCCAAAAGUGAACUUCACUUUGACGGUCAGUCUGCGCUUCGACACCUUCACCCACCUACGCAUAGCUGAUUUAGGCCAUGGUGAUGUCGAUCUUAUGCUCUCAUACGACCACGCGUCUGGCUAUUACGAAAGAGAGUGCAGAGACUUCUUCCAGCACGACCCGAGAGGUACGUCCGCUGUUUACUUCGGUGGCGGUGGCUGUAUGUUCGCACCGAAGCAUGGCACCCACAGCGUGGUGUCAUUCGAAACUCCCGACACAUUACGACACAAGAUGGUCGCCGCCUACCGCCACUUGGGCUACAGUCGAACCCGGGAGUACAUCAUUGGCUGGAGUGUUUUCAACGUCUCUCAAGGUCUCGCGCCUCAGCAGUGCAACGGGACCGACAAUAGGAUCAAUCAAAUCCGCGAAGUGCUCGACGACAACUGGUGACAGGCCUCCGGUGAAUCCAUGGGUCUGCGCGGGGAUAUUGUCUACCACAUAGGCUGCAAUCAACAUACUGAAGGAGGGCAAAUUUUUCGAAAGUGGCCCCCUCACGAAUGUCAUGGCUGUCAAAACUUGUUUCGCUUCGUAAAACACUGUUCUUGUUUAAAGUGCGAAUGACUUGCUGUUUUAGGUCGGAGGGUGGACGUUGAUGUAUGUGAAAUUGAGCGCCAGUAGCCAUAUAUUGUUAAGACGCAAAUCGUACUAAGAAAGUCG